This is a messenger RNA of Brenthis ino (lesser marbled fritillary), 1332 nucleotides long. Lineage: Eukaryota; Metazoa; Arthropoda; Insecta; Lepidoptera; Nymphalidae. The record is from the annotation of a GenBank genome assembly.
AUGAGUGACGUCGGGACGCUCGCUGCCAUGGACGCCUUUGCGGGCGGCGCGAGGCGCAGGCCCUCGCGUCUACCGCCGCCACCGCCCUUCGUGCCGCCACCGCCGCCCCAGCGCCACGACCACUUCUAUGUGCGCCGCAAGUCCCCCGUGCCCAGACACUCCUCUAACCUUACGCUCUUCGCGCGCUCCAAUGAACCAAAGAAAGAUAAAUUAGAGAAUGGUGGCGAAUUAGUGAGGCCUGAAAGACCGAACUCGUUGACAGCGGGUAAACUUCCAAGGCGGUUAUGCUAUCAAGGAGAUGUGAACUAUGGCGGAGGCGUGGGUGGGGGUAGCGAAGCCGACGUCAGCGCGGAGGAACAGCUCAUGCUGUCGGAAUUGCCGGAGCCUCCAAUCGCGCUGUCGGAGAUCGGCCCCAUCCCGCCGCCGCCUAUGUUCAGCUCGCCCAGUCCUCCGCGACACCAUCACUCUCACCCCCUAACAAAUACUCUCUCCGAUUCUGAGGACGAAGACUCACAAGACGAGGACGAAGCGGACGCGGGCGCGGACACGUCCCGCGUAGAAGAGAUCCCGCCCAAAGAGCCGCUAUUCAACGCGGUGCCUCUUAAGUCGGCGCUUAAGAAGCGGCCGGCCGCCUCGCCCGCCGCCACGCCGCUCGCCACGCCGCUCGCGCCGCGCCAGGACCACCACCACGCCAGCUUCAAGCGGCCGCCGCCCAAGCCGAGGAUCCGCAUAUGUAGCCGGCCAGUGCGCGUGGGCAACGCGUUGGAGAACAAAGAGAAUGCGCGGCCGUGGGAGGGCGAGUACCGCGACGAGUAUGCGAGCGAGUCGGAGCGCGUGGCCGCCAAGCUCGCGCGCAAGGAGAGCCUCAACAUCAAGCUCGCGUUGCGUCCCGACCGCCAGGAACUUAUCAACAGGAACAUACUGGUGGUGCAGAGUGAGCACGAGCGUCAGGAGUCGUGGGAGGCUAUCGGCGCCCGGCUGAUUCGCCGCCUGUCCAUGCGACCCACAGCGGAGGAGCUCGUCGAAAGGAAUAUACUUAAAAGUCAGUCGCCCGCCGAAGAGAAAAAGCAGAAGGAAGAGAAAAAGCGGUACCUCUUACGCAAACUUAGUUUUCGACCGACUGUUGAUGAACUCAAAGAGAAGAAAAUCAUACGAUUCAGCGACUACAUUGAAGUUACACAGGCGCACGACUACGACCGGCGCGCGGACAAGCCGUGGACGCGGCUGACGCCCCGCGACAAGGCCGCCAUCCGCCGCGAGCUCAACGAGUUCAAGAGUUCCGAGAUGGCGGUGCACGAGGAGAGCAAGCACCUCACUAGGUUCCAUAGACCA